ACAGAGGGGUCGGGAGAGAUGGAAGAGUCACGCCGCGAGUUGGUCGGUGAUUGCCUGAUGAGUACUGUACAUGUACGUAUACGUAGAUACACUUUCGGAAACUUGCGAUAAAUAAGUCCGGGCAGGGCAGUAGCGUGGUGCGUGGAUGUUGAAUUUGAACUGCUUUGGCCCAUUACACGGGUGUGAGCACUGAUCGCUGAGACGCUGACUAGCUCAGGCACCACCAAGCUCGCGCCGCUGCUAGCAAGUUCGAUCUUCGCAAAGCCUUCUCGAACCGCCAUGGACGCCGCCGGGUCCUCGCAGCAGCCACCGCUGCGCAUCGUGAUCGUGCCGUGGCUGGCGUUCGGCCACCUGCUCCCGUACCUGGAGCUCGCGGAGCGCCUGGCCACGCGCGGCCACCGCGUGUCCUACGUCUCCACGCCGCGGAACCUCGCGCGCCUGCCGCCGCCGCGCCCCGCCGCGUCCCCGCGCGUCGACCUCGUCGCGCUCCCGUUCCCGCGCGUCGAGGGGCUCCCCGACGGCGCCGAGUCCACCAACGACGCCCCCGACGACGACACGCGGGAGCUCCACUGGAAGGCCUUCGACGGGCUCGCCGCCCCCUUCGAGACGUUCCUUGCCGCCGCGUGCGCCCGCGACGACACCAGGCCUCACUGGGUCCUCGCCGACUGCUUCCAUCACUGGGCCGCCGCCUCCGCCCUCGUGCACAAGGUGCCGUGCGCGAUGUUUCUUGCUAGCGCUGCUAUGAUCGCUGCCUCUCCCGUGCCCCCUAGGCGGCAGUCGGUGGUGCACGCCGAGCCGGCUGUCUCUGUAGUUGAACUUGAACAGCCGGCUGCGGCCACCAUGCCCCGUUACGAGCACGACGCGGUGGCGCCGUGCUUCGACGGCCAUGGCGCGUCGGGCAUGUCCAUCGUGGAGCGCUACACCUUGACACGAGAGAGGUGCGCGCUCGGGGCCAUCCGGAGUUGCGUCGAGUGGGAGCCCGAGUGCUUCCCGCUGGUGCCGGCGCGCGUCGGCAUGCCGGUCGUGCCCCUCGGCCUUCUGCCGCCGUCGCCCGACGGAGGCCGCCGCGCCCCCAACGGAGAGGAGCACGCCACGGUGCGCUGGCUGGACGCGCAGCCGCCCAGCUCGGUGGUGUACGUCGCGCUGGGGAGCGAGGUGCCGCUGCCCGUGGAGCAGGUGCACGAGCUGGCUCUCGGGCUAGAGCUCGCCGGGACACGCUUCCUCUGGGCUCUGAGGAAGCCCAGCGGCGUCCCCGACGAGGACAUGCUUCCUCCCGGUUUCCAAGAGCGCACCAACGGCCAUGGACUGGUGACCAUGGGGUGGGUUCCUCAGAUGAGCAUACUGGCGCACGGCUCCGUGGGUGCGUUCUUGACGCACUGCGGGCGGAACUCGCUUAUCGAAGGUCUUCUGUUUGGGCGCCCUCUGAUCAUGCUGCCCAUCUUCGGGGACCAAGGGCCGAAUGCGCGCCUCAUGGAAGGAAGGAAUGUAGGAUCGCUGGUGGCAAGGGAUGAGAAUGAUGGGUCAUUUGACCGCCAUGGUGUCGCGAGUGCAGUCCGGAGUGUGAUGCUAGAUGAAGAAGCCAGACGGGGAUUCGUAGCAAAUGCCCUGAAGAUACAGAAGAUUGUGGCCGAUAAGGAACUCCAUGAGAAGUAUGUCGACGAAUUUGUACAACACCUUAGAUCUUACGCCACUCCUACCGAAGGCAUUUUCGCUACUGUUUCCCAACGUCCAACUGAGACGGACUUCGUGAGUAAGGAAUAAUCAUGUGCAUCAAUAAGGAAUGAGUCUGCCUA
Messenger RNA from Brachypodium distachyon (stiff brome), 1793 nucleotides. Its product is annotated as UDP-glycosyltransferase 91C1. Gene Ontology annotation, molecular function: UDP-glycosyltransferase activity. Bases 280 to 1761 code for a protein of 493 amino acids. NCBI's taxonomy places the organism in Eukaryota, Viridiplantae, Streptophyta, Magnoliopsida, Poales, Poaceae. The transcript is spliced from 2 exons. The record is from RefSeq and is a predicted model, not a curated record.